AGGUGCGGUGGUCGUGGCGCCGUCGUCACUACAGUCGCCGCACUCCUCGCUGCACCCGCCGCGACAACAGCAGCAUCAGUCAGGUCGGCGAGAGGGAAGGAACAGUGGCAGCAACAAUGAGGACGACGGAGGCGGUUCAGACAGCAGCGGCGGCCACCACACCCACAGCGGUAGCAGCACUAUGAAGGGCGCCAGCACACAGCUAGGGAUGACCCUGAGUGGCAGCAGCAGCAGCCCUGUAGAACCCAUCAAGCCCCUGAUGGAUCUAACCUCUGGGUCGGCCGGAGGGUCGCUCCUUACCAUGCCUCUACACCCGGUGUUUGAUGAGGCGGCCCCACGUAACGUGUCCAGCCUUACCAGUAAUGCUGCCUACCUGCACUGUCUGGUGCACAACUUGGGCAACAAGAGUGUGUCGUGGAUCAGACAGAGAGACCUACACAUACUGACAGUGGGCCGCUAUACCUACACGACGGAUCAGCGCUUCGAGGUGAUCCACUCCCCGGGCUCCCAAGACUGGAUCCUCAAGAUCAGUUACGCUCAGGUUCGCGACUCCGGUAUUUACGAAUGUCAAGUGUCCACCAAACCCGUGAGGAGUUUCGUCGUCCGCCUCAACGUGUUCGCGGCGCCCCAGGCAGAGAUCAUUGGAUCACCUGACAUGCACGUAGACAAAGGCUCCACAAUCAACCUCACCUGCAUAGUAGAACACAGCCCAGAACCCCCAGCCUUCAUCUUCUGGUAUCACAACGGCAAGGUGGUGCAUUACGACUCUCCAAGAGGCGGUAUUACUGUGGUGACUGAAAGAGGCAAUACAACCAGGGGAUACUUACUGAUACAGGAUGCUAAGGCUUCCGACACCGGGAACUAUUCUUGUGCUCCCUCCAACACAGCCGUCACCACUCUCAGGGUCCACGUACUUAAUGGCGAGACUCCAGCAGCCAUGCAGACCAGCGGGGGCGUGGCCACUAUUACCCCGUUUACCAGCCACGCCUCCUCACCCACCCUCCCCUUCUUCUUCUCCCUCCCUGCAGACGCUAAAGGGGGGCCCCUCUUUGGUGACCCUUAUGUGGCGGGUCAUGUGAGGGCGGGUGUGAAGUGA
Molecule: messenger RNA, 1096 nt
Organism: Homarus americanus (American lobster)
Lineage: Eukaryota; Metazoa; Arthropoda; Malacostraca; Decapoda; Nephropidae
Product: hemicentin-2-like
Exons: 6
Coding region: 182-1096 (304 amino acids)
Biological process (GO): synapse organization
Cellular component (GO): neuron projection membrane
Source: RefSeq, a predicted model, not a curated record